This is a messenger RNA of Syzygium oleosum, 3698 nucleotides long. RefSeq names its product zinc finger protein BRUTUS-like. The transcript has 14 exons. The record is from RefSeq and is a predicted model, not a curated record. Bases 1 to 3462 code for a protein of 1153 amino acids. Gene Ontology annotation, cellular component: nucleus. Gene Ontology annotation, biological process: protein ubiquitination; ubiquitin-dependent protein catabolic process. Gene Ontology annotation, molecular function: ubiquitin protein ligase activity; zinc ion binding. Lineage: Eukaryota; Viridiplantae; Streptophyta; Magnoliopsida; Myrtales; Myrtaceae.
AUGAAGGUCAUAUUUCCUGCUCUGGAUAUACAUGUGAAGAAUGUGGCCAGGACUUACUCCCUAGAACACGAAGGAGAGGGUUUUUUAUUCGAUCAGUUGUUUGAGUUGUUGAACUCACAAAUUCAAAAUGAAGAACACUACAGGGGGGAAUUGGCCUCAUGCGUGGGAGCUCUUCAAACAUCAAUUAGUCAGCACUUGUCCAAGGAGGAGGAACAGGUCUUCCCUUUGCUUAUUGAGAAGUUUUCCUUUGACGAACAGGCAUCGUUAGUAUGGCAGUUUCUGUGCAGCAUCCCUGUUAACAUGAUGGCCGAGUUUCUUCCCUGGUUCUUCUCUUCCGUAUCACCUGAGGAAUAUGAGGAUAUGCUUGAAUGCUUGCGUAAGAUAAUCCCUGAAGAAAAGCUUCUUCAACAGGUUAUCUUUUCCUGGAUUGAAGGGGUGAAAAUGCAUGAUUCUAGUAAGAGUAAUGGGAACAAUUGUAACUAUGUCCCAUCAUUGCAAGUCUCUGAAUCUAAGAUGUUGAGCAAUCCGGCUGAGAACGAUGACUGCGCAGUUAAAUCUUCAAAGAGUGGUAAAAGGAAAUUUGGAGAGGCGAAACUUGACCCUGAUGAUUCUGUUAUGAUUCAUCCUAUAGAUGAAAUCUUGUUCUGGCAUAAUGCAAUAAGAAGAGAGUUGAAUGAUAUAGCUGAGGCAGCCAAAAGACUACAAUUUUCUGGAGGUUUUUCUGACUUUUCUGCAUUUAACAAGAAGCUGCGUUUUAUUGCCGAAGUUUGUAUAUUUCAUAGCGUGGCUGAGGACAAAGUUAUCUUCCCUGCUGUAGAUUUAGAACUCUCUUUUGCUGAGGAGCAUGCUGAAGAAGAGAUACAAUUUGAUCGGCUUAGGUGUUUGAUUGAAAGUAUUCAGACUGAUGGAGCCAACUCAUCUUCUGCUGAAUUUAAUACAGAGUUGUGCUUACACGCCGAUCAGAUGAUAGACUCCAUCAAGAAGCACUUCCAGAAUGAGGAACUUCAGGUACUACCUUUAGCCAGAAAGCAUUUCAGCCCCAAGCAGCAGCAAGAACUUCUGUACCAGAGCUUAUGCGUGAUGCCAUUGAGAUUAAUUGAGUCAGUCUUACCGUGGCUGAUUGGAUCCCUGAGCGAAGAAGAAGCACAGUCAUUUCUUCAGAAUAUGCAUAUGGCAGCUCCAUUCUCGGAUUCUGCGCUGGUUACACUUUUUUCUGGUUGGGCAUGGAAAGGCCAUUCCAAAAAGUGGUCGUCUUCUAGUGCAACUGGAUGUCCUGCCAAAAGAUUGACAGGGAGCAGCAUGGAGAGAGAUGGUCUAUUUUAUAGGUGCAUUUCAUUGUCAUAUGCUGAUGUGUUAACUUCACUUGGUUGUGAAGAUGAGGCACAUACUUGUGAAAGGCUAAUCAAGCGAGGCAACAAACUUUGUCACAGAGACAGUGAUGCUCAUCAAAUUAGAGGACUUCAUUAUAGCCAUACGUUGUCUGGUGAUGAUCAAACUUGUGUACCUGAGUUAGGAGUGAAUUCUAAUAAGCUCAGAGUUGGUUAUCUUGCUGCCGCAAAAUCAACAAAAGCUCUGUGGUCCUCAUCUUUUGACAAAUGUGCUCCGCCCCUCAAGUCCAGUCUUUUUAACUGGGAAACGGAUAUAUGCUCUGCCGAAGUUGGAAAUGCUAAUCGUCCCACGGACAAUAUAUUUAAAUUUCAUAAAGCCAUUCGCAAGGACUUAGAAUAUCUGGAUGUUGAAUCUGAAAAACUUAAGACCUGUGAUGGCACUUUCCUAAGGGAGUUUACUGGUAGAUUCCAAUUAUUGCGGGGCUUAUAUAAAGCCCAUAGUAAUGCAGAGGAUGAGAUACUAUUUCCAGCUAUAGAAUCCAAAGAGACUCUUCACAAUGUGAGUCACUCCUACACUUUAGACCAUAAGCAGGAAGAGAAACUUUUCGAAGAUAUUUUGGCUACACUUUCAGAGCUCACACAAUGUCAUGAAUGCUUGAACAGUGAACUUUUGUCAGAUAAUUCAGAUGGAAGAAACUCUCUGUCUAUUUAUCACCACGAGACCAUGAGUAAGUACACUGAGCUGGCCACCAAACUUCAAGGCAUGUGCAGAUCCAUCAAGGUUACUUUGGAUCAACAUCUUUUUCGAGAAGAACUUGAGCUAUGGCCAUUAUUUAAUAUAUAUUUCUCAGUUGAGGAACAAGAAAAACUAGUUGGUAGGAUAAUUGGUACUAUGGGUGCAGAGGUUCUCCAGUCUAUGUUGCCAUGGGUGACUUCUGCUCUCACCCAGGCGGAGCAAAACUAUAUGAUGGACACGUGGAAGCAGGCAACUAAAAACACCAUGUUCAGUGAAUGGCUUAAUGAAUGGUGGGAGGGAGUUGCUGUUACAACUGUGCAUACAGCUUCAUCGGAGAUGUUAAACAUAAUAUGUAAUUUAGGUGCUGAUUUUUGUGGAAGCUUGGAUCGUAGUGAAACAUUCAAGCCUGGAUGGAAGGAUAUCUUCCGAAUGAAUCAAAGUGAACUUGAAUCAGAGAUAAGAAAAGUUUCUAGGGAUUCAACUCUUGACCCAAGAAGAAAGGCAUAUCUUAUUCAACAUCUGAUGACCAGUCGCUGGACAGCCGCUCAACAAAAACCACCUGAAGCUGUUGCUGAAAAUUCUACAAGUGAUGAACUUCAGGGACGUUGUCCAUCAUUUCGAGAUUCAGAGAAACAGGUGUUUGGUUGUGAGCAUUACAAGAGAAACUACAAGCUUCGUGCUGCCUGCUAUGGCAAGUUGUAUGCACGCAGAUUCUGCCAUGAUAAUGUCAGUGACCAUGCCAUGGACAGGAAAGCCACUGCUGAAAUGAUGUGCAUGCAUUGCCUUAGGAUUCAGCCAAUUGGACAAAUUUGUGCAACACCUUCAUGCGAUGGUCUCUCAAUGGCAAAAUACUACUGUAGCAUAUGUAAAUUUUUUGAUGAUGAAAGGAAUAUUUACCACUGCCCUUUUUGUAAUUUAUGCCGUCUUGGGAAGGGUCUUGGGGUCGAUGUUUUUCAUUGCAUGACUUGCAACUGUUGUUUGGGGAUGAAGUUGGUUGACCAUAAGUGCCGAGAAAAAGGUUUGGAGACAAAUUGCCCAAUCUGCUGUGAUUUUUUAUUCACAUCGAGUGCAACUGUGAAAGGACUUCCCUGUGGCCAUUUCAUGCAUUCAGCUUGCUUCCAGGCAUACACAUGCAGCCACUAUUAUGUCUGCCCAAUUUGCAGUAAAUCCUUGGGAGAUAUGGCGGUUUACUUUGGCAUGCUUGAUGCAUUGUUAGCCUCAGAAGUGCUUCCAGAAGAAUACCGGGAUCGCUCCCAGGAUAUACUGUGCAACGAUUGCCAUAAAAAGGGGACGUCGCCGUUCCACUGGCUACACCAUAAGUGUGGUUUCUGCGGAUCCUACAACACCCGGGUUAUUAAGGUCGAUACAUCACACGCGCAUUGCUCGACAUCACAUUAGAUCGAAAUCUCUCGAGCAUUUCUCGUCUACCAAUUCUCACAUGGCAAUCAAUGUACAUCGUUCGCCAUCAAAAUGGGAUCCACCCCGUCCCUUCUCUCUUUCAUAUUCAUUUAGCAUUGAGGUGGAAACUGGUUUUGUGGUCCCCUGCUUUUGUGUAGGCCUUAAUACAUGCCAAAUUUUUUACUAUCAUGUGAUCAAUCCAGAAAUGAAAUGGAGAAGACCAAGAGUUCAUUUUA